This is a messenger RNA of Betta splendens (Siamese fighting fish), 2426 nucleotides long. It is a transcript of the gene psmd11b, whose product is annotated as proteasome 26S subunit, non-ATPase 11b. Bases 71 to 1339 code for a protein of 422 amino acids. Gene Ontology annotation, biological process: ubiquitin-dependent protein catabolic process. The record is from RefSeq and is a predicted model, not a curated record. Gene Ontology annotation, cellular component: proteasome regulatory particle, lid subcomplex. NCBI's taxonomy places the organism in Eukaryota, Metazoa, Chordata, Actinopteri, Anabantiformes, Osphronemidae. Gene Ontology annotation, molecular function: structural molecule activity; protein binding. The transcript has 13 exons.
GACGUCACAUACACACGGCAACGUAGUCCCCGCACGUAGCUUUCAUUCAAGCAGCAUUUGAAUAAGGAAGAUGGCGGCUGCAGCGGUGGUUGAAUUUCAGAGAGCCCAGUCUCUCAUUAGCACGGACAGCAACGCAUCUAUUGAUAUUCUCCAUUCAAUAGUGAGGAGAGAUGUCCAGGAGAAUGAUGAGGAAGCUGUCAGGGUUAAGGAACAGAGCAUCCUGGAGCUGGGUACACUCCUGGCUAAGACAGGACAAGCCGCAGAACUAGGGGGUCUGUUAAAAUUUGUCAGGCCUUUCCUGAUUUCAAUUAGUAAGGCCAAGGCAGCUCGUCUGGUCCGCUCUCUGCUGGACCUGUUCCUUGACAUGGAGGCUGCGACAGGGCAGGAGGUAGAACUGUGUCUUGAGUGCAUUGAGUGGGCUAAGGCAGAGAAGAGGACCUUCCUACGACAAGCUCUUGAAGCAAGACUCAUCUCACUCUAUUUUGACACCAAAAGGUACCAAGAGGCCUUGGCACUUGGUUCGCAGCUGCUUCAGGAGCUCAAAAAGAUGGACGAUAAGGCUCUUCUUGUAGAAGUUCAGCUGCUUGAAAGUAAGACGUACCACGCUCUCAGCAACCUGCCCAAGGCCCGUGCUGCCCUCACUUCAGCCAGGACCACCGCUAAUGCCAUUUAUUGUCCUCCAAAGCUCCAGGCAGCUCUGGACUUACAGUCAGGAAUCAUCCAUGCAGCAGAGGAGAAGGACUGGAAGACAGCUUACUCCUAUUUCUUUGAGGCCUUUGAGGGCUACGACUCCAUCGACAGCCCAAAAGCCAUUACAGCACUCAAAUACAUGCUUCUGUGUAAAAUAGUUCUCAACUUACCAGAGGAGGUACAAGCAUUGAUCAGUGGCAAACUGGCCCUGCGAUACGCCGGCCGACAGACAGACGCACUGAAAUGUGUUGCCCAGGCGAGUAAGAACCGGUCAUUAGCAGACUUUGAAAAGGCCCUGAGAGAGUACAGAGCAGAACUGAGGGACGAUCCAAUUAUCAACACUCACCUGGCAAAGCUGUACGACAAUCUGCUGGAACAAAACCUCAUCCGAGUAAUUGAGCCCUUCUCCAGAGUACAGAUAGAACACAUAUCAGGUUUAAUCAAGCUCUCAAAGGGUGAUGUUGAGCGCAAAUUAUCACAGAUGAUUCUGGACAAAAAGUUUCACGGAAUUCUCGACCAAGGUGAAGGCGUCUUGAUCAUAUUUGAGGAGCCCCCAGUGGACAAAACAUACGAGGCAGCCUUGGAAACUAUUCAGAACAUGAGCAAAGUUGUGGAUUCACUUUACAACAAAGCCAAGAAGUUGACAUAGAGCUGCUUGCCAUUGCACUGCGAUGGAGGAACUGUGUGUGUUUGACCAGCGUGUGUAAGAUUUUAAAAUUGGGACAAGGGAGAGCAACAAGAGUCCCACAAACGGCAACAAACAGGAUUCCCCCAUCAGACUCCCUCUCCUCUCCUUCAGUGGACAGUUUCAUCACUUGUCAUGUUCUUCUUUUUUUUUUCCUUUUAUUUUGGUAUCUCUUCAGGAUUCUGUAUAACACUCAAGCGGCCAAACUAGGCCAUCAGGGAAUAUUGUACAACCACAAUAAAAAGAUUAAAAAGGUUUAAGAAUACAUAUAUGUUUAUAUCUGCUACAAGGUUGGGCUUACCAAGCCUUAGGCUCCACUGCAACCUCAAAGGUGCAACAUUGACCUCUGCAGCCUCGGACUGUGCUACUAGUUGUGGAUGCAAACUUGAGGCUCCUUCCUUUUUGUCCAUAUCUUUCAAAAGCACACUGUUCAGUUUUUGGAAGGUUGGCAUACUUCUUUUUUCAGUUUUUAUUUUUUCUCCCUCACCAUAUCAAUGCCAACAAUAUGUCCCCACUGUAUUUCAGAUAUGUGUUAAAUUCAAAUUAUUUGUUUUGUGUUUGUUAAAAAACAAAAUCAGUUGGUUGCCACAUAUCUGCCCCUUCUGCUAAUCUGAGUUUAUAGAACAGACAGGAUGCCAUUUCACCACUGGUGCCACUGUUUCAGCGCUCCGUUUUGCCUCAGUGUUUGGAUGCAACCUGAAAUCCAAGGGCAGAGGUGGAGAUUGCCUCUGAGCAUCUGCGAGUCGUCCCUGAGUGAGCAAUUCUCCAUUGUUAGUUCCUAGCACUAGUGUGGUAUGCUAGUAACCAAACAAUUUGUAUGGUUUUGAUUUGGAUUUUUUUUUCUUAUAAAUACAUUUUCAAAAUAAAUAUUUUGUAUUUUAAGGAUUGUGUCUUGCUCGUGUCUCUGCUGCUAUACUGGCCUUUCAAAGCAUUCUCUCAUCAAAGGGCAUUAAAUCAGUCUGACAGUUUGAGAUUGUCUGUCAUCUUCAUUUUUGUUCGACCAAACUGACAAAAGAAAAACAUGUUUAUCAAUAAAAUUAAUUCACACAAG